CAAAGUGAAAGUGUUUGUGAGCCUCACCUCCUCAGACCUCCUCAGCCUGACCAUGGUUCUGUGUGAGGACGGCGAGUGCAGCGUCUGUCUCCUGCCGUACUCCAGGAUGGACAGGAUCCCCCGCGUGCUGCACUGCAGACACACCUUCUGUGAGCCGUGUCUGGAGACCAUGUCGCGGGCCACGAGCGGCCUGCUCACCGUGGGCUGCCCUCUGUGCCGCCGGGUCACCUGCGUAGGCCGUGGCCUCAGCCUGCAGGAGGCGCUGUGGGUCAACAGCAUGUUGUGGGACCAGAUACCCGAGGACGGGGACGCAGAGGAGGAAGACGAUGGGCUGAAACAGGAGGCUGAGGGGGAGAGGACAGACGCCACGCAAGAAGUGUCUUCACAAGCAGAAUGCGCUUCGUCGAGCUCCGGCAGAACCAAACUGAAAUUACCCGCAUUCCUCAGGAGGUUCAGUCUGAUGAAGCAGCACAGCGAGAGGAUCGUACCUGGCAGCAACGUGGAAAUGAAAUCGUGGCGCAGGCUUUCUGUUGACUUUUAAAAAGAAGACUCUGCCACAGCUCCGUCAGAGGAGGGAGAGCUGAGGCCAUUGUGAGCGAGGAGCCAUUUGUGUCCCUGUCAAGACAUUGUUUUGUCCUCAGCCAAAGGUCCCCCCGUCCCCGUCCCCGUCCCCACAUUAUUUAUUCCGGGAUUAAUUUUCCCAGCUGGUGCUGUGGGAUUUGCUUCAGCUGUCCCAGUGGGGCUAAAACCCUCAGACCCCCUGGUAACAGAUGGUCUCCUGAGGACGUUCCCUUUUUACUUACACCACUGCUGAAACACUCUUAUUGUAAUUUAUUGUUGUUGUUGUUUUUUAUUUAUAUGACUGCAUGUAGAUAAAGUAUUGAAUAAAACUAUUUUUAAAGAA
This is a messenger RNA of Solea solea (common sole), 904 nucleotides long. RefSeq lists its product as uncharacterized. Gene Ontology annotation, biological process: protein ubiquitination. The coding region runs from base 53 to 541 and encodes 162 amino acids. The transcript is spliced from 3 exons. The record is from RefSeq and is a predicted model, not a curated record. Gene Ontology annotation, molecular function: ubiquitin protein ligase activity. Lineage: Eukaryota; Metazoa; Chordata; Actinopteri; Pleuronectiformes; Soleidae.